Messenger RNA from Pseudovirgaria hyperparasitica, 1646 nucleotides. Its product is annotated as 50S ribosomal protein L3. Gene Ontology annotation, cellular component: ribosome; mitochondrial large ribosomal subunit. The record is from RefSeq and is a predicted model, not a curated record. Lineage: Eukaryota; Fungi; Ascomycota; Dothideomycetes; Acrospermales; Acrospermaceae. Gene Ontology annotation, biological process: translation. Gene Ontology annotation, molecular function: structural constituent of ribosome. Bases 275 to 1252 code for a protein of 325 amino acids. The transcript is spliced from 3 exons.
GUCUUCAUUAUUAUCGUCAUGAUUCUUGGAAGCGCCGUGGCUUGAUUCGAGGCGCUUACGGCGUCUAUCACAUCGCGGCUAAUAUAGCCAAUCAACAUGGCCCACUAAAAAGUUCCUGCUGCUCCUCCUCCACCCCCGACUCAUCAGACCAUUCCAUUCAUUGUCUCUACUACCUACAGCAGCCUAUAACGCCAACCGUCCUCAACACGCCGUGCUCAUUUCGCCUUGCAUUCUUGCAACCUGCUCCCAGGUCACAUACCGCCAAUCAGCCAUCAUGCCGCCCAUAGAACGCGCCCUCUGGGCGGCGCACCUCCCUCCGCGCUUCCUCGUACCCUCCAUACUGCGCACUCUCCCUUCUUCGAGCAACACCAUCCUCGCACGACCAUCCACGUCCCUUCUCCAGCGCCGCACAAUCUACUCGACAUGGGACCCGAAUCCCAAGCUCAACCGCUUCAAUCACUACCCUGGCCGCCCAGCCCUCACAACCACCAAGACCGCCGCUCUGAGACGCAAGCUUGACGGCGACUCACUACCUCACCGCACAGGCGUACUUGCCGUCAAGAAAGGCAUGAGCGCCGUCUACCUCCCCGACGGAACACGAAAAUGCUGUACCGUGCUACAAGUCGACCGCAACGAGGUCGUCAGCUACAAGCGCCGUGACGUCCACGGAUACUGGGCCGUGCAGAUUGGCGCCGGACACCGGCAGGCAAAGAACGUGGGUCGGCCAAUGCUAGGGCAUUUUGCAGCCAGUGGCGUCAGUCCCAAACGCUAUCUGGCCGAAUUCCCUGUUCGCGACGAGGAAGGGCUGAUGAGGAGUCCGCUGGGCAGUCGGAUAUGGGCGGACUGGUUUGUGCCGGGGACGUACGUAGAUACGAGGAGCUAUACCAAGGGAAAGGGGUUUGCUGGUGGUAUGAAGAAAUGGGGCUGGCAUGGACAGGAUGCGUCGCACGGUGUGUCGAAGACGCAUCGACAGAUGGGUUCCGCGGGUGGCUCCCAGGGCAGUGGUAGUCGAGUUAUCCCGGGUAAGAAAAUGCCCGGGAGGAUGGGCAAUAUACGGAAGACAGUCCAAAACCUGGAGAUCUUGAAGGUGGAUAAGGAGAACGGUAUCAUCCUAGUAUCUGGACCUGUCGCCGGAAAUAAAGGCUGCAUUGUCAAAAUACAAGACGCGAUCAAGAAGCCCUGGCCCGAACUCCCGGAGCUCGAGGUCAUUGAGGAGGCAGAGGAGGCUGCAGCACAGACAGUCACAGCAUAGACGUAUAACAGCGGCGCGUCUGUCCCGUUCAUUGUACAAAAUACAGGCAAGCUAGGCCUCGAUGACGUGUAUACUAUCUGUACUUGACACACAUGCAUGAUUGGCGUUUGAGUAUGAAAGCCCUUCUUGCGCAUCUAAUUCCGUUUUCUGAGAUACUGCCAAGUUGUCUGACACUGAGAUGCGUCUUAUAUACACAAUUGUGCGUAUAGAAGCUUAACGUGUACGUUGCACUCUGAUGUUAUGAAGAGAUAGCUUGAGGUCUAAUUAUAAGGAUGUUUUGCAUGUCUAUAGACAGUCCUUUGGUGUCUCUCUCUCGACGCAAAGUGACCUGUGUCCCACAGUAUUGACCGUGUCUACAAUCCUCAGUAAGAGUGUAGCCGCUCUUUUGGAACGU